AUGGGUCGGACCACCGAGCAAUCCAUACGACCUUCCGAACUGAAGCACGACAAAGCCCCCCUGCCAAACCCCACUGAGAUCAUAGACAUCACAAACCAGGCGGAGCUAGAGGCCGCAGUGGGAAGCCUGACGAGAAGGAUAGGCCAGACAGUCGACCGGCUCGUCCCAGUAGCCCGGCCAUCCCCAUAUGGCAAGCGCUGGUGGACCCCAGAAUUGACAAGGAUGCGUGAUGAAUACACUUGGACCCGGAAUCGAUGCACCCAGGCCCGACGAUAUGGAUAUGUUCUAACUGAACUAGAGGAGGCGGCAUCAUACCUGAGAAAACAAUACCAAAGGAAGAUCCGAGACGCCAAGCGACGGCAUUGGAAGGAAUUCUUAGACAAUACCGACAACAUAUGGAAGGCGGCACGGUACCUAGAACCUAGGGACAGAGUCAUGGGAGUGAUCCCUACCUUACGCAUGGCAGAGCAGACUAUCAAGGAUGACCGGGAAAAGGCGAAUACACUCUUACAAGCCUUCUUUCCGCCAUUACCUGACAUCCCGGAGGCACCGCCUAGAGAUACACCGCGGAGGGAACCCCUCCACAUGGAGCUAGUAUCCCCGCAUGAGAUUAAAGCAGCUCUAAUGAAGAUAGCCUCAUGGAAGGCUCCCUGUUGUGAUCUAUCAUACACACCGGAAUCUAUUCCUCUCCUCCACGGAAUUACCAGUAUUGAUUACUAA
Penicillium riverlandense is the source of this 720-nucleotide messenger RNA. Its product is annotated as reverse transcriptase. The record is from RefSeq and is a predicted model, not a curated record. Lineage: Eukaryota; Fungi; Ascomycota; Eurotiomycetes; Eurotiales; Aspergillaceae. The transcript is spliced from 2 exons. The coding region runs from base 1 to 720 and encodes 239 amino acids.